UACAUAAAGCUUAUAUUAGUCAUGUUAUUACUCAUACUACUUAUAGUGGGGCAUCUAGAAAAGAUAUUGUUGCUAGAGAUCUUUUUCUGACAAAAUUUAUUUCUGAUAAGCCUGUAGUAUACAAAAAACUUUCUGAAGAGGAGUUGCAAUUGUUAGAUAAAGAACAAGUCAAAAGGCUUGUUGAUACACUUGAUUAUACUAGUCCAAUUAUCACAAUGUCAGACAAUACUAAACUUAAAGAGAGACUUGGAUAUUUAUCUCUUUAUAGUUGUGUUGUUGGUUUGACGCUUUCAAUAGAAAAAACUAAGGUUUUUUCAUAUGAAGAUAUAUAUCAAAUUGUUGAUACUAUUAAAUCAUACAAUGCUAUUGUUUCUCAAGUUCAUGUUUACUUGUUACAGGAAUCUGAUAGCUUACAAAUUGAUAAUUUUUUUAUAUCAGCAGCAGCCAUGGAAGUUAAUACGUCAAGUAGGCUAAAUAUGUUGACUGAAAUCGAAGAUGAUUUUGCUGAUGAAGAUGCUGAUAUUGGAAUUAUAAAUGGAGAACUUAAACUUUCUAUAUUAAUCAAUCAAUGUCGUAAGCAUGAAGCUUAUACAAAUCAAAGAAUGUAA
Dentiscutata erythropus is the source of this 608-nucleotide messenger RNA. Lineage: Eukaryota; Fungi; Glomeromycota; Glomeromycetes; Diversisporales; Gigasporaceae. The record is from the annotation of a GenBank genome assembly.